This is a messenger RNA of Paramecium primaurelia, 901 nucleotides long. NCBI's taxonomy places the organism in Eukaryota, Ciliophora, Oligohymenophorea, Peniculida, Parameciidae. The record is from the annotation of a GenBank genome assembly.
AUGAAUUAAAACAAAUAAUAACUAGUACACUUAUACCAACUAUGGCCAUCAAAUAAUAGAUUCUUUUGUCGAGGUCGUUUAAUGACAGGACCAAGUGCAGACAAUGCAUCUAAUUUAAUGACAUGGAUAUUAAUACUACUAAUUGGUGCUCCAUUUAUUUUCUACAUCUCACCAUAGAUUUGGAUAGUUUUACAUCCCUCUCUUCCAAUCAUCUCGUAUAUCAUGUAUUUCAGUUGUGUGCUAUUCCUAUUUUUAACUUAGUUCACUGAUCCAGUAACAUAUACACUAUAUAUAAACUUAGGGUAUUAUACCAAGAAAAGAAAUCAUUGAAAAAAUGAAAGAUGAGAAUCUUUUCCAUUUAAUACCAUCAGAAGCUGAUAAUAAUAAUUAUAAUAUUAGAAUCUGUAUCACUUGUAUGAUUAAAAAGCCUCCUCGUUCUAAUCAUUGUGCAGAAUGUGAUAAUUGUGUAGAUGUAUUUGAUCAUCAUUGUCCCUAUGUAAAUAAUUGUAUUGGCAAACGUAAUUAUGCAUACUUCAUAUCCUUUAUAUCAACCCUUACUAUGGCUGCAAUUUCAUUUGGAAUUGAAUUAUUAUGUUUCAUUAUCCUCAUUGCAACAAGUGAUCAAAAAGUUCAACAAAUUUUGAUCAUUAUUUUGAUGAUUCCCUUUGGAAUAUGCAUAAUAUUAGUCUUUGGUUUACUUAUAUUUCAUAUCUUUCUCAUUAUAACUGGAAAAACUACCAAAGAACAACUCAAAAACCUUGAUAAAAAUUCAACUGAUAGAAAAUGUGAAAGAACUAAGAGUCUCUUCAACUUUAGAUUGAUAGUAGAAAAAUUAUAAUAUGAUCAAAUUAAAUAUGAUUAACAUAUGGUUGAUGUCAAUCCUAUCAUUAUUCCAGCUUGA